Messenger RNA from Phyllostomus hastatus (greater spear-nosed bat), 621 nucleotides. It is a transcript of the gene VSX1, whose product is annotated as visual system homeobox 1. Lineage: Eukaryota; Metazoa; Chordata; Mammalia; Chiroptera; Phyllostomidae. Gene Ontology annotation, molecular function: DNA-binding transcription factor activity, RNA polymerase II-specific; sequence-specific double-stranded DNA binding. Gene Ontology annotation, biological process: regulation of transcription by RNA polymerase II. Gene Ontology annotation, cellular component: nucleus. The record is from RefSeq and is a predicted model, not a curated record.
AUGGACAAUAGUGUGGGAAUUGAGUGUGAGAGCAGAACUGUCUUCACUGUCCAGCAGCUGGAACAGCUGGAGAAGGGAUUUAGCAAGGCACACUACCCUGACAUUUAUGCCUGGGAAAUACUAGCCAUGAAAACUGAGCUCCCUAAAGACCAAAUACAGAUCUGGUUUCAAAACCAGAAGGCCAAAUGGUGGAAGCAGGAGAAGCACUGGGGUGGCAGCAACGUGAUGGCCCAUUACAGGUUUUACAGAGCCAUGGUGCAACACUGUAUCCCUUUGCCUAACUCCAUCCUCAACUCUGCCGAAGGCAGCAAACUGGGCUCAGUGCUGCCAGACAUUUUGGGAUGCAUAAAAAAAUCCAUGGGGAUGAUAAGAAAGUCAGAAAAUGAAGAAAAGCUCAGUGGACUCUGGGGCCUUGACAACCUCAAGGAAGGCUCUAGUCUAAGUCAGGCAAGAUCCCAGAAAGUCUUCAACAAAGCCAUCCCUGAAAACAAUUUGGAAGAUGUUGCCAUGAGCUCCAUGUGGCAGGAGACCAAGAAAGUGCACCCGGAAGCCAAUGCUUAAGGAUGCUCAGAUUCUGAGGGGCUGGAGGAACUCCAGCCUGGGAAGGUGGGAGCCUUAUGA